CGCCGCCGCUAUUACUGUUGAGAGAAAAGUGAGACAGGGUGUACUUUAGUCACUAUUUUGUGUCUUAAACGGUAUGGGAUUAUUAUGUCCAUCGUUUUGUAUCAGCAUGGCCUGCAGAACUGAAAAUGAUGUUUUAAAAUCUUUGAAAACUGAACGGACUCCCUAUGCAGAGAGAGUGAGGGACCAAGCAAACUGAUGUGAGGUGUAGAGCAUCUUUGAGUGUGCUCAGUCCACUCUUGAGCAUCAGGAUGAGUGGAACAGGGGAGCAGUCCGAUAUCCUAGCCGUCGGGAGCAUGGUCCGGGAGCGAUGGAGAGUGUUGAAAAAGAUUGGUGGUGGUGGUUUUGGUGAGAUCUAUGAAGUCCUGGACCAGGUCAACCAGAUGAAUGUGGCUCUCAAAGUAGAGUCUGCCCAACAACCCAAACAGGUCCUGAAGAUGGAGGUAGCGGUUCUGAAAAGGCUUCAGGGUAAAGACCAUGUUUGUCGCUUUGUUGGCUGUGGACGCAAUGACCGCUUCAACUAUGUGGUCAUGGAGCUUCAGGGAAGAAACUUGGCAGACCUUCGGCGCACCAUGGCCCACGGCACAUUCAGCUUCUCCACCACACUCAGGCUGGGCCGACAAAUCUUAGAAGCCAUCGAGAGCAUCCACUCAGUGGGCUUCUUGCAUAGAGACAUCAAACCAUCCAACUUUGCAAUGGGCCGUCUAGCAAGUACAUGCCGAACCUGUUAUAUGCUUGAUUUUGGUUUGGCACGCCAGUUUACAAACUCAUGUCAAGAAGUCCGUCCACCACGUCCAGUGGCGGGAUUCAGAGGAACCGUCCGUUAUGCUUCUAUUAAUGCCCAUAAGAAUAAGGAAAUCAGUCGACAUGAUGACCUUUGGUCUUUAUUUUAUAUGCUUGUGGAGUUCAUGGUGGGUCAGCUACCCUGGAGAAAGGUCAAGGACAAAGAACAGGUAGGAAAUAUGAAGGAGACGUACGACCAUCACCUCAUGCUCAAGCACCUCCCGGCUGAGUUUAGCAUUUUUCUGGACCAUAUCUCCAAUCUGGAUUACUACACUAAACCAGAUUAUCAGCUUCUGAUGUCAGUCUUUGACAACAGUAUGAAGAGCUAUAAUGUGGUGGAAAAUGACCCUUAUGACUGGGAGAGGACUGAUUCAGAGGACACACUUAAUGUUGGAACCCUGGCAACCACAGCUCAGCAGCUGACCCGUCUCACACCCGCAUACCUGGGCAUGGCCAAUGCCUCUGUGAUCCCAGGCGAUCUGCAACGUGAAAACACAGAGGAUGUUCUUCAGGGUGAGCGCCUCAGUGAGGCUGAUAAUUGCGCCCACAUCCCAACCCAGCCUGUACAGGGAGCAGAUGUGUGGGAAGAUAUGGAGCACAGCCGUGACCGAAACCUCAAUCACAUCCAGCCACUAAUCAGAAAGGUGGCUAGUGAGGAGGAGCAAAGCAAAGAGGGCAACCAGAGCCCCAACAGUGGCUCUAUCCAAGGAUCUCCCAGGCGUGUGCGCUCAGAGACCCUGCUCAUUGACCGUGUGGCUCCUCUACUGAGAAGGAUGCGCCACAGCCAGAGCAUGGGUCUGGACAAGAGACUGACCCCUGAGCCUAAACCCACCAUUGAACGCUUUCUGGAGGCCUAUUUAGGGAAGCAGCGGCCAUGCCUGCCCCAGGACAGGUCUGUCUGCCGGGUUGAGCAGGGCUCCUUGGAGGAUGAGGAGGGUGCAGCCAGCAGUGGUUACGUUGCAGUCAACCUCAGCCCAGUCCCCCAAGAGGGUGACUCACAGGAGUGGGUCCUAGUGGAGCUUGAGGGAGGGAGCGGAUCAGCCGGCUGUAAACCUGAUGAGGAGGAACGCUCAGGGAUCUCACCACGCUCCUCCAGCCCCCUCGCCCUCCCUCGCACCUGGUCUGACCCCCUCCCUCAGCGCACUAGCAGCCUGAGUGGCUUAGGAGAAUUCCAAGCAAGCGUCUACCACACUGGACCUCCUUUUACCCGCUUGCCGGGUUUGUCUGGCGUAACAGGCUUGUCUGGGCUAUCUGGACUGAGGAGACUGCCCACAAUCCAGCCUGCAACAAUGGUCCAUCUCAGCAGGAACCAUCUUGAGCAGUCAUCCAAUGCUGUGCAGCAGUGUUUCCAGCUGCAGCAUAAGACUGGAGAUGAUUCUAAGAAUGACAAUCCAUCAGGCGCUGCAGGGCACAAUCAUGUGCCAAAUUAUUCACCCCCUAAAAGCCCCAAUAAGUGCUCUUUUCCUGUAGAUGGAAACAUUAUCUCUGUCAAAGCCUCUGAAAAAGAUGUUGAGAGUGACUCUGGCUGUCCUGAUGGUGGACCUUGUAUAACACCCAACCAGGGUGUUGAUAGAGUUCCGGCAUCACCUCGUGAGCUCUCCCCCAGAGCCAGUCGCAUCCCUGUCCGUGACCCGGACUCUCCAACCUGCAGGGGUUUUCCAGCCCCGCUGUCUCCAUCUCUUUCGAUAUCCUGUGAGCACUUCCCCUCUGCACAGCUCCGUGACAAGUUCACCUUCCCUACUGGCUCUCGAGGGUCUGACUGGCAGGGAGAGGAGCCUCUCUCUCUGUCCUCCUCCUCAGGCCCUCUCUCAAUAAAGAGUAAAAUACCGAGACCCAUAAGCCCCACUCUAGUGCCGGAUCAACUGUCUGCUCAGACGCCAAUGCUUAUUCCUCGGCCGCCACCAGGCAAACCACCCCUUCGUACAGGCGGCGACAACAGACGCAGACGCUAUGGCAUUCGUGCUAGCAGCACUGGUGACACAGAUCUCCUGGACAACCUUACUCAGAUCAUGCAGGAGCGAGGCGGCCUGGCUGUCAGCUCCUCCUCCUGUUACCAACGCACCUCCACCUCUUCCCUGCAGCGCUCGCUAAGCUCCUCCCCUUCCCGAUUUGAGGGUGCUUACAGCCAGCCACCAAUUGGCUGUUCUGCCUCCCCGCCUCCUCGAAUCAGUGACUUGCGGGUGAAUCAUGGCUCAGGCCUCUGCAGCAGAGUCAGAGCAGGAAGUCUUGAGAGCAAACCACAACCAAAAUGAGCAAAUAAAGAGAAAAACAUGCAUAUAUGUUACUGAUGGUGUGAGUUGUCAGUAAUUUGACAGCUGGUUUAAAAUAUUAUAAGUAGCUUUUAACCCGGUAUCAAGUUUGAAGCCUGAUGAACUGUAGCCUUUAUACAAGUGGUAUUUUGAUAAAUAAGUAGCGGGAUAAAAGCUGAAACCAGAAUUAUUGGUUGUGAUUACUUGAAAGCAUCAUGUCUUUUUUAAAACAUUAAAUAUGAUUUAUGGGGUCAUAUCAAACGUUUUCAAAACAGUAUAACCAACCAACCUAAACACCCAUUUGUGUUUGCGCCUUGAGUAACACCCCCUACACAUGAAAUGAGCAACAGCGCAGCGUUCCAGUCCUUAUACACCUGAUGUGGGUUUGCUGUCGUGUUCAGUAAAGUUUUUAUCUCCCAAAUUUUCAGCCACUCUUUUCUAACAUUGGGAUCCUUCAAAUGGAAAUGUAGAGGAGCAUGUGCUUAACACAGCCAGAAAGAACAGCAGAGCUAGUUGUUUUUUGUCAUAGGGUCGAGGUUUGGCUGUUAGAUUCAGCUCUCUUGUUAUAAAGUGUUAUAAAUCACUGAUUUAUGAAUAUUUACUGAUUGGCAUAAAAAUAUGUUUUCAGAACUGAUUGCCCUUGAACCACUGAUGGCAGCAUGCUGUUGAGAAUGGGAAUGCUCUAAGUACUGUAUAUUAGACCUCCUUGUUUUUAUCUGCUUCAAUAAGUUCCAAAAAAUGCUCUUUUUGGACUGGGGAGGAAGUUUGAGUUCUGAAAGAUAGUAUGUUUUCAUAUACAGUGCUGUGCAAAGGUUUUAGACAUUUGUGAAAAAUGUUGCAUAAUGCGGAUGUCUUCAAAAAUAAUUAAAUAAAUAGUUUUCAUUUAUCAUUUAACAUCAUACAAAGUCCAGUAAACUUAAAAAAGCUAAAUCAAUAUUCAGUGUGACCACCUUUGCACCAAUUCUCCUAGGUACACCUGGACAGUUUUUCUUGGAUGUUGGCAGAUAGGAUGUUUCAAGCUUCUUGGAGAAUUUGCCACAGUUCUUCUAUCUGUUUAGGCUGUCUCAAUUGCUUCUGUCUCUUCUUGUAAUCCCAGACUGACACGAUCUUCAGUGGGGGACUUUGUGGGGGCAGUGGCGGAGCUAAUGGGUGGCCAUGGCCACCAUGGACCAAAGCCUGGCCACCCCACUCACAAUUGCUGUUUAGUCAUUUUCUUUGGUAAUUUUUUGGCACAAUUUAGUUGUUUAGAGGUCAAAUUAUCUCUGUACAAAUGUACAAACUUAACAUGUGCACACACCCAAGGUCACCGCACCUCUCCGUCCUGGGUGUCAUUGUAUCCACUCAACCCCUCCCCCCACACACCGACGAUAUAAAAAUGCUGCCCGAACAUUUCUGUGCCACCACAGACUGAUCGCUUGCCCCUGCCUGGCCACCCCUUUGAAAAACUCCUGGUUACGCCCCUGUGUGGGGGCCAUGACAUCUGUUGCAGGGCUCCCUGUUCUUCUAUUCUAAUCUUACUAUUUGCGAAAGUAAUAUUUGGGAGUCUAACAUUUAUAUUUCCUAUUGUCACACUAAAGCUGAUGAUAUUAAUGACCAUCUUAAGUGAUACUUUUGCACAGUACUGUACAUCAAGCUCUUAUCUCAAAAUGUCAAGGAACAUUGGAUUUCUCAUGAUAUGACCCCUUUAACAUGCUGAACAGUUUAUUUUCUCUUGAAAAAUGGUCAUUGGGAUAAUUUGUAUUUAUUUAUUUUGAAGACCUCAUAUAGUUUGUGCCAAAUAUUCAUUUUUAUUUUUUAUAUUUCUUUUUUAAUUUUUGUGUUUAAUUUAUCGGUUUUUGUCUCCUUGUCUAUUUUUCAGUUUCUGGUUUACGCAUAGGUCUCUAAUAGUGAGAAUGUUUGAAAUGUGAAAUUAAUGUGGCUGGACUUAGUAACUCAUUGUAUUCUGUCCAACAGAUGCAUGUUUCGAGUUUUGUGAAAGCAGAUAGAAGACUUACAUUUUUAAAUUUUAUUAUGUUAUUAUUUUAUUUACGAUUCAUGUGUCCGAGAAUUUAAGCUAUUCUUAAGCACUAAUUUCAAUCGGAGGGUAUCUAUACAGUGUAAUAUCAUUUAUGUAUUGAUACCUAUGGUCCAAGCAUGCAUGUGUAUAUAUGUAUUUCAGGGAAUGUACUGUAUGUACUGUAAACUGUAUCAUCUAUAGAAUGUAUUUAUUGGAUGUGGUAACCAUACCUGACAAUGUAGCUUUAUUACUUGUGACUGAGUGGAAUUGCCAUCACAUUAAGGGUCAGCAACCUUGCAAUUGCCAAGUGUAACCUCUUGCAUGCCUGCAAUGUAAUACUAACACAGUCCUUGUAAAUAGUCAUAACUUACUGAUAUACUGCAGUGGAACACUAUGGACCCUUAAACUGAAUUAUACAAGGUACUCUUGAUUCAAAACACAGAACGCUACAGCCCCAAUUCUACAUUACUUAAAUAGAUCAGCGUGAAGUCUGUUUGACAAAUGGACUAUGCCAAGGCAGUUUUGGGGAUUGAACCUUCCAUUGUGACAUUGAAAAUUGGCUGAAGCAUACAAGACCCAUGCAGAUGUACAGGAAAGCAAUUACUGCACCACUAGUACAAUAUUUCACAAUAUACUGAGCCAUUCGCACUACUAUGACUUCAUUGUGUGCUGUGCAUAUAGAAUAGUUGUUUUGUUCUGGACUGUCCAUUUUGUCCUCUGGAAGUACAUUGACUUUAAAUGCAUCAGUAGACCCACCACUGUAAUAUGACUGAUGGUUUCACUCUAUUAAGAAUUGUACAUAAUCUAAACUGUAUAUAGAUAUAAAUAUAUUAAAAAGAAAACACCACAUUAUGCUUCUUGUACUGUAUUUUGCUAACAUGUUUCAAUCAUGCAAAAAAAAUGUCACCAUUUUGGAAUGUUUAUGUAUUCAUAUUAAUGGAAUAAAUAAGUACU
Molecule: messenger RNA, 5979 nt
Organism: Xyrauchen texanus (razorback sucker)
Lineage: Eukaryota; Metazoa; Chordata; Actinopteri; Cypriniformes; Catostomidae
Product: tau-tubulin kinase 2-like
Exons: 15
Coding region: 249-3032 (927 amino acids)
Biological process (GO): signal transduction; cilium assembly; peptidyl-serine phosphorylation
Cellular component (GO): ciliary basal body; ciliary transition zone; nucleus
Molecular function (GO): ATP binding; protein serine/threonine kinase activity
Source: RefSeq, a predicted model, not a curated record